Messenger RNA from Closterium sp. NIES-65, 2232 nucleotides. Lineage: Eukaryota; Viridiplantae; Streptophyta; Zygnematophyceae; Desmidiales; Closteriaceae. The record is from the annotation of a GenBank genome assembly.
AUGUGUAAGUUCUGUGACUUCACGUUUGAGGGCGGAACCAAUCGCUGCGCGGUUCACCUUGCGAAAUGGAAAGGGCAGGAGAAACGUGCUGUCCGGCUUUGCAAGAAGGUGUCCCCGGCAAUCAGUGAAGAAGUGCGCGGCAUGUACGAGGAGAAGGUGGAGAAGCAGGGCGUCAAACGAGGGGCGGCCGCUGCAGCAAUUGACUCCGCGCUGGGCGCGAUCACUAGUUCUUCAGAGAAGAAGGGGAAGAUAACGUCCUUCUUCAGCGAUGAGGCGACGAGCGCCAAGGAGGACGCGGAUAACGCCCUCUGCCUUUUGAUCGCGGCGUUAAGACUUCCCGAGCGCAUCGCGGAUGACAUGGUCUUCCGCUACGCGGUCCAGUGCUUUGCGCGCGCUAGACCGGGGUACGUCCCCCCCAACAGGCACUACAUUGGAGGGGCGGGCUUGAAGAAGGUGCGGCAGAAAAUGGAGGAGGCGCUCGCCCCCGUUGCCGCGAGCUGGAAGCGGGACGGGGUCACCGUGUCGUCGGACAUGAUGACUGACCGUUGUGGCCGCCCGCAGGCCAACGUGCUCCUUGUCAACGACUCCGACGCAGUGUUCGAGCAGGCGGUGGACUGCAACAUGGAGUCGAAGACCGGGGGGUACAUCGCCAGCCUUCUCCGCCCCGUCAUUGAUAAGGUGGGGCCGGAGAAUGUGGUGGCGGUCUGCACUGAUGGCGGCAGCAACUAUGCCUCGGCAGCCAAGAAGAUUGCGAGCACAUGGCCGCACAUUGAGCAUGUGCCAUGUGCCACGCAUGUCCUGGACCUGAUGAUGGAAGACGUGGGCAAGAUGGGAUGGGCGAAGGGGCUCGUGGAGAAGGGGGGGAUGAUGAUUAACUUUGUGCGCAACCACCACUUCACCCGUGCUUACAUGAAGAAGGGUGGGGAGAAACAGGUGCUCAAGCCCGCGGGGACCAGGUUCGGGACGCAGUACAUAGCUCUGUCCCGGCUGUGCGAGGUGCGGGGUGGGCUGGCGCAGAUGGUUCUCAGCGACGAGUGGAAUGAGUGGGCAGCGAGGGACAAGGACAGGAAGAUUGCAGCCGAGAAGUUCAGGGCUGCCGUGAUGGAUGAGGAGUGGUGGGGGCUGGCGGUGUUUUUUACUUCUCUCAUGGCAGUGUCGUUCAAGGCCAUGCGGGCCAUAGACUCCUCGGCGAAGGGGAUGAUGGGUAAGAUGUAUGAUAUCAUGCUACAACUCACCGAAGACAUCAAUGACAAGUUGGACGAGGCAGGCGACAUUUUGACAAGGGCGGAAAAGGCAAAUAUCACCAAGAUUCUGAAGGACAGGUGGGACAACUCCCUUGCCUGCCCCAUGCAUGUGGUUGGCUGGAUCCUGAAUCCGGCCAACCAGGUGGAGGGAAUUUUCAUGAACGAUGUGGAGUGCACUCGAGUGUUCAAGGCCUACAUCGAGCGCCACUACGACAACAAAACCUUCAGGCGUGGCAAGGAUGGCACCUCUCGCCGCGCCUCCCUUCUGCUGCAAGAGGCAUUGCUGGCCUACAUCAACAUGAAGGGCAGCUAUGGCACGCCGGCCGCCAUAUCUGCAAGGGAGGCAGUGAAGAAGGGGGAGAUGAGCAUGGUGCAGUGGUGGUCUUGGCACAGCACCGAGUACCCUGAGCUUGCCACCCUCGCAUGCCGGGUGCUCACUCAACCCGUCUCGGCUUCCCCAUGCGAACGUGGCUGGGCACAGUGGGAAGGCGUCCACACCGCCCGCCGCAACCGGCUCGGGUCCGCCAAGUGUGCGGACCUCGUCUACAUUGCGCACGACUGGAACGUUGUACGCAAUUGGUACAACAAGGAUGGGGGCGGCACGGUUGUGCCCGGUAACAUCCCGGAUGCCCCUAUCCCUCGCGGCUACAACAUGGACGAGGAGGAGGAUGACCUGCUGGGGGCGGAAGGAGAGGAUGCAGUUCUGGCGGAUGAGUACGGGGCAGGGGUGGUCAUGAAGCGGGUGAUUGGGGUUUGCAGUGUAGCGGGUGCCGUGAAGUUAUUGGCCAAGAGAAGCGUGAGGGCCUUCUCUGGAGGAAGGGGGAGCGGAGGGACAGGACAGGGAGCACAGAGAGACAGUGUGAGGGGGGCAAGCAUCCCUCAGGGCAUGAAGCGAGUUAAGGUGGAUCGUAGUGUAGCUGGAGCUGUGAAGUUCUGGCCAGAAGGAGCGCGAGGACCUUCUUUGGAGGAGGGGGGAAUUGCGGGAUGA